AUAACACAUCACAUUCGCAAAGCCAUCUUUUUUCAGUGUAUAGCUGCCUUAGAGUCUAUAAAAGCCGUUCAAAUGAAAAUUGAAUUGAAUUGAAAAUGAAUAUUGUUGCAUAUUACACUCUCAAUAAGAAGUUGAUGUAAUGAACAGCGAGGACCAAGGCCGUGAUGAUAUUAUAGUAGAUACUCAAAAAGGAAUUGGUGGAGUGAACAGUAAGAGUCAAAGCCGAGCUGAUAUUAAAGUAGAUACUCAAGAAGAAGUCGAUGAAAUGAACAGCGAGAGUCAGAGACGUGGUUAUAUUAUAGUAGAUACUCAAGAAGAAGUCGAUGAAAUGAACGGCGAGAGUCAAAGCCGAGCUGAUAUUAUGGUGGAUACUCAAGAAGAGCUCGGUGGAGUGAACAGCAAGAGUCAGAGACGUGAUGAUAUUAUAGUAGAUACUCAAGAAGAAAUCGAUGAAAUGAACGGCGAGAGUCAAAGCCGAGCUGAUAUUAUGGUGGAUACUCAAGAAGAGGUCGGUGGAGUGAACAGCAAGAGUCAGAGACGUGAUGAUAUUAUAGUAGAUACUCAAGAAGAAGUCGGUGAAAUGAACAGCGAGAGUCAAAUCCGUGAUGGUUUUAUGGUGGAUAACAAAGAAGAGGUCGGCGCAGUGAACAGCAAGAGUCAACGCCGUGAUGAUAUUAUGGUGGAUACUGAAGUAAAAGUCGAUGAAAUGAACAGCGAGAGUCAAAGCCGAGUUGAUAUUUCAGCUGUUAAAGUGGAUACUCAGGUUGAUAGAUCUGGCACAACACUAGCAGAAAAUCUAAAGUGGCCCACUACGUUACUGAUAUUUCUUGCUGCUUUUGGUUCGGUA
This is a messenger RNA of Owenia fusiformis, 847 nucleotides long. NCBI's taxonomy places the organism in Eukaryota, Metazoa, Annelida, Polychaeta, Sabellida, Oweniidae. The record is from the annotation of a GenBank genome assembly.